Messenger RNA from Plodia interpunctella (Indianmeal moth), 1758 nucleotides. Its product is annotated as hypodermin-A-like. Gene Ontology annotation, molecular function: serine-type endopeptidase activity. The transcript has 8 exons. Gene Ontology annotation, biological process: proteolysis. Bases 88 to 1020 code for a protein of 310 amino acids. The record is from RefSeq and is a predicted model, not a curated record. NCBI's taxonomy places the organism in Eukaryota, Metazoa, Arthropoda, Insecta, Lepidoptera, Pyralidae.
AAUCUAGAAUGUUCUUAUAAUUCUAAUCGCGUAGAAAACGGCUUCAUUGCUGUGAUUUCUUUUGCGGAACAUGAACAAUUUUUUAUAAUGAUUUUAGUGUGUAUAAUAUUCCUGUUUAGUUUUAAUUUUAAUGUAGACAGUGCGUCAAUCAACAAAACGAAAUUGGAGCUAGAAUGCGAAUUCCCGCCAAAAAUGGAGGAGGAUUUGACUCACGUGAGGAAGAAGAGGCUAACCACUGAAACUGGACUAGUCUGCCUUGAGGACUACCCUUACACUAUAUCUAUCAGGUUACAUGGCAAGCACUGGUGCGGAGGAGCCUUAGUCAGCAAGCAAUGGAUACUAACAGCAGCGCAAUGUUUUGAUUAUGUAACCAAAGAAGAAGUGUCAAUUCGUAUCGGCUCCGUGUUCAGAGAUUUCGGCGGUCAAUUGCUGUCAGUAGUUGAAAUCCAACUGCAUCCAGACUACAAGAUUGAUCAGUAUUACCCUGAACACAACCUGGCUAUGAUCAAGAUGAACAUCCCCGUACAACCGAGCCCCCGGAUCAAGCCCGUCUCGCUGCCGACAGAGAACGCUGACCUCCCGCCAAUGUUUGGAGAAGUAGUCGUCACGGGCUAUGGCUCCGUGAUCACUGGUCAGAUCAGAGAGGGCGAAUACCAGGAGCUCAGAAGAAUGAUAGUGCGAGAGGUGCCGCGCAGCGACUGUCGUAUGAUGUACGGCAACGACUACCGGUUACAGCAUGACCAUAUGUGUCUGCAGAGCAUCGUCAAAGGAGUCGCUUUGUGUGCUGGUGACACGGGAGACCCAGCUGUGCUGUUCAGCGGUCUCAACCGCGCCGGCACUCUGUUCGGCAUAGCUCUGUUCUCUGGAACUGAAGAGUGUGCCUUCAAGUCUAAGCCUGGAGUGUAUGCCAAGGUGUCCUAUAGCCGCACUUGGAUUGACAAGAUCUUGGCGGGGAUAAUGAAUGAUCGCGUGGACAGCGCGGACAGUGGAGAGAAUGCGAUACCCUUUGACACAGAUUAGAAAUAAAGGCCAUCACGUCAUUACCGGAUAUACAUUGCUGGUUUUUAUUAUGCAGCAUUUGCGUUGGCAUCUGUCUAAACUUGGAGAUUGUGUAUAGUCGGCAUUAUACUAGUCCGCGCCACGUAAGAAGUCUCGCAGACACGGUGCUAUAGUCGCUGACAACAACGUGGCCGAUCUGCAUUAAUUCCACAUACUUACGUACUAUCACGGGACUUAUUUCAUGGCGCGAACUUCACGUCAACACUGGGAAAAUAAGCGCUAUCGAAAGGGUUUCUAUCUUUUUAGCACUAUAAUGAUGAAAAGAGAUAGCAACGUAUAGCCCAUUUUUUUAAUAUUCAGCGCAUAUUAAUGUAUUGGUACAUUAGUCGUCGUAAAUGUGACUGCAUUCUGUUUGUAAAUUACGCGAAAAAAUAAACAAAUAAAUGUACCAAAAUAAAUAGCUGCUUUUCCGCGUAAUUUACAAAUGGACUAUACUUAGUCUAUUUUACAUUGUUAUUAUUAAGAUAUUUAUUAUUGCUUAGAGACACUACCUACCUACAGAUAGUAUUAGGUACCUAAAGUUAUCAAAGAGUAUUGUAAUUUGUAACCAACUUAAAUAUCAUUUAAUAUUGAUUAAAAUAUCCAAGGGGUCUAUUUUAAAAAUGUACUUACGUAUGAUUUAUUGGUCUCGCAUUUCAGAAAUAGCACUCCGAGACACUUAUUAAAAUAAUUAAUUAAAGACCUCAUCUUGUAAUAUAA